AGAACAGAGACCUUGAGUGACCUUAAGCAAUGUUGAGUAACCAAAUGUUCCUUUUUUGGGCUGAUCAUCAAUUUCUAGUGGUUUCCAAUCUUCGUCACCGUUGAGAACACAGUUUAAAAUAUAAGAGUUUGUCUGUGUCAGCCAUGAAAAAGCCUCUCCUUGGGAAUUUGUCUUUCACUCAAGGCGUUCGCCGCUUUCUGUAUGCAGUGAGACCCGAAGAAGCUUCGUUUGCCAAACUUGAUGACGUACCAGACUAUCUGAAUGAAGCUGUUCCUUUCUUCCUUGGAGCUAUAGCUUUGGAGUAUAUAUUGGCUUUUCUCACCAGACUUCCACCAGCAAGGUUGAAUGAUGCAUUCAGUUCCAUUGCAGCAGGAACUUUGUCACAGUUGUCCAAAAUAAUCAUAUUGAGUGCUGAACUUGCCCUUUACGUUUUCAUUUUUGACAACUUUAAUCUGAUUACUUUGCCAUGGGAUUAUCCUGGGACAUGGUACUUUUGUUUUAUUGGAGUUGAUUUUAUCUACUAUUGGUUCCACAGAGCUGCUCACGAGAUCAACAUCAUGUGGGCAGCACAUCAGGUGCAUCACAGUUCUGAGGAGUACAACCUUACAACAGCUUUAAGGCAAUCAGUUGUACAAAAUUACACUUCUGCUAUUUUUUACAUGCCUUUGGCCUUAGUGGUGCCUCCUUCGAUUUUCUUUGUGCAUAGUCAGUUCAAUAUGCUUUACCAAUUCUGGAUUCACACAGAGAUAGUGCGCUCCCUUGGACCUCUUGAGUAUAUUCUGAACACUCCAAGUCAUCAUCGUGUGCAUCAUGGGAGAAAUCCAUACUGUAUUGAUAAAAACUAUGGUGGCACGUUGAUUAUUUGGGAUCGAAUGUUUGGAACAUUUCAAGCUGAAACAGAUGAAGAAAUAGCCUAUGGUCUGGUUCAUCCAUUGGCCAGUUGGGAUCCCAUUUGGACUCAGCUUUGUCACUUCUGUCAUAUUUGGAAAACAUUUUGGGAAACACCAGGACUUAAAGACAAGUUGGCUGUUCUGUUCAAAGGACCUGGAUGGACUCCAGGAAAGCCUCGUUUGGGUGAUCCUGCAGACCUACCAGAGAUUGAAUAUCCUAUCCAGAAGUAUGACAGUUCGUUGUCAUUCUGGGGAAAUAUUUAUGUACUUGUGCAUUUUGCUGUAACCAUUGUGGCAUAUCAACUACUAAUUGCCAGAAGGAUGUCUAUGAGCCAACUUCAUGUGCUUGGAGUUAUCUCUUAUUUCCUCUUCACGAUUUCAAGUGUUGGAGCUUUAUUUGAUAACAAGUGGUAUGCCCCGUACAUGGAGUUAUUCCGUUGUCUGUUGUUCCUCAUUGUAGACCUUGUGCUGUCUUCACAAAACUUGGAUACUGGAGUACUUCCUACUGCUUACAUUGGUGUCAUUCGUGGAAUUUUCAUUGCGUCUGCAUUUCUCUGGAUAAUUGGUUCGUUGGUGACCAAGAGCAAGUUAAAGAUCCAGUGAAUCUGGAUAGCACUUGCACACUAACCACAGUCCUGAUCACGAUUACCUGUCAAUAGUGGUUGACUAUAGUACCUAAACCAAUGCCAAUGUUGUUGGACAUUUUUUUAUUGUUAUGCCGGCAUAACAGGUUACCAUAGCAGACGUGCAAGCUGUCAGAACACCCUUGGCCUAAAUAGAUAAUAGAACAGCAUGCUUAGUUAUCCUUAAAUUCGUUUCCAAAAUUUGAUAAGUCCAAUCGAGGUACAACAGGGCAUCAGUGGAAAGACAUUUUAACAAGACUGUUCUCCAAACUACCCGAGUGUGUGGUUUGAUGAUCUUGACAGUCUGCCACGAAAUUUAGUACCCAUUUUAACCUCGUCGUUCCGUGGACCACCAAGGUAACGAUAUAUAUUGUAUUACAGUGAAUAUCGAACCCAGUUGCCUUUGUUCAGAAACGGAGUUAACAGGCUGGACUAUUAGAAUUACAAUGAAUCAAAAGAAAAACAACAACAACGACAACAAAAAAACAAAUACGAAUAAGAAAUGAGUAUAUUUAAUAAGUAGUUUGAUAUCUCACUUGGAGGUUUAAAAAGAACUAACAUUAAUACCAGUGACAAAUGUAUGUUUUUUUAUCCAUUUCCGAUCUUAAUGGCAAUGACUUUCCAUAUUCUCUACAAUGCAUUACGUAAAAUGUUAGUACUGAGAAUUAGGUGUUAUUUAUCAAGCGAAAUCCCCCGCAGAUUUUUUAAUUUUGUUCCAAAUCAAGUAACAUCAUGUAAGUUAUAUUGUUCUUUCUUCUUGUCACCUUCCUUCGUUAAAAAAUGUAUCGAUAAUGUAAGGAAAAAUUCAUUUUUGGUCACUGAAGGUCUUAAAAUAACUGAGGAGAAUUUGCUACCUUUCUAUACU
Messenger RNA from Stylophora pistillata, 2378 nucleotides. RefSeq names its product alkylglycerol monooxygenase. Gene Ontology annotation, biological process: lipid biosynthetic process. NCBI's taxonomy places the organism in Eukaryota, Metazoa, Cnidaria, Anthozoa, Scleractinia, Pocilloporidae. Gene Ontology annotation, cellular component: endoplasmic reticulum. The record is from RefSeq and is a predicted model, not a curated record. Gene Ontology annotation, molecular function: glyceryl-ether monooxygenase activity; iron ion binding.